UAUAAGAAGCAAACAAACGUGCGUGCGUGCGUGCAUUGUGAAUGUAUGCGAGUGUGUGUGCGUGAAACAUUUAAGCUUUAAGUGCUAAAAGCGUGCGUUGCUGCUGCGCUUUGGAUACCCAGCGACGUCGCCGUCACCAUCAUCGCCGCCAGCAUUUGGAGCUGCUGUCUAACAUUAAAUUGGCGUUGCCACCUCGCUCAGCUGCGCCGAUUCCAGCACAGGCUCCAGUGAGGAUGCAUCUGAGCCCGGCUCACCGUACAGUGCGCACUCGCUAUUGAGCGACGAGCAGCAACAGCAGCAGCAGCAGCAGCUAAACAAGAUGCCGCCACAAAUACUCAGCGCCAGUGCCGCAGCGGCAGCUGCUGCCAGCAAUAGCAGCAGCAAUGCAACAGCCACAGCAACAGCGAACGCUGCAGCAACAGUUGCUGCCAGCAAUCAGAAUGCAGCGAGAAGCAACCACAGCAACAACAACACUGCCAAAAUCACCACAACAAUAGCUCAACGCACCAACAGCAGCAGCAGCAACACAUCAGCAACAGGAGCAACAACAGCAGUGCCAACGCUGCAAUGGCCCUGGAACACAAGUCUCGGCAGCACCUCAACUGCUGUGCCCGCCUACAACUCAUCCUCCACACCCGCCACUACAAAGAAGCGUGCUGCUGUUGCCAGCAAUGGCAGCAACAGCGACGCCGCCAGCAACACUGCCAGCUGCAUUGCUGUGGCAGCGAAGAAGUCACGUGCCGAAUUGCAAGGCAACAGCAGCAGCAACAACGGCAACAGCAGCAGCAACAACCUCAGCACCAGCGACAAAAGACUGAAAGCCGCCGCCUUGGAGGAGUCGCAGACUAAGAUCACGGGUUUCUUCAAGUCACAAAUGAAGGCGACGCCUGGCAAGUUGGCCACGCCCUCACCGCAACCCACAGCAGCGGCAGCAGCAGCGAAUACGCUUACAAUGAGCACGCCGGCAACCACAGCAUCGCUCAACAAAUACUUUAACAUACUCUCGCAGCUCAACGAGCAGAAGCAGCAGCAGCAACAACAACAGCCGCAACCCAAGCCAACAACAGUUGCUGCGGCGCCUGCAAUAGUUGCUGCUGCGGCUGCAACGCCAACUGCUGCUGCUUUGCCUGUGCCAGCACUCAAGAAGAUCGAACGCAGCAGCAAGCAACCAGCAAAGAUUGCUCAAGUGGCGCCCAAUCUGCGCAAGACGCCCAGCAGCAACAGUCACAAUCACGCCGGCAACAGCAGCAGCAACAACACUGGCAAAUCGCCCGCCAAGAAGCACGUGGCCAUUGCACCGCGCACGCCCGAGAUGAAGCAACAGCAGCAGCAACAGUUGCAGCUGCAAGCAUCCAAAUCAUUGCUUGCAGCAACCGCGUAUCGUGCGUCCAACGGCAACAGCAGCAAUGCGGUUGCCGUCACAGCAACUGCAACGGCAGCAGCCACAGCAGCCGUUGCUGUCGCCAAGCCCUGCCAGAAGCUGCAACUAGCCGCCCCGCCGACAGCCACGCCCACUCAGAAUCCCACGCUCUAUCAGCUGCCCGUGCAACUGCCGAAUCUGGUGCAGUUGCCGCCGCAACUGGCAGCAGCUGCCAACAUCAUGCAGCUGAACAAUGUGGCCAAAGCAGCAGUUGCUGCUGCUGCCAGCAACAAUGCGGCGGCAGCAGCUGCCUCGGCGCAGGCAGCGCAAGCAGCAGCCGCGCAGUAUUUCCUCAACGGCACCGUCUUCAAGCUGCAACAGGUGACGACGGCAACGACGACGACAGCAACCACAGCGACGGCGGCAGCAGCAACUGCCGGAGGCGUCAAUCCCUUUGGUCUGCUCAAUGCCAAUGAGCUGCAGGAACUGUUGCUCAAACAGCAACAGCAGCAGGUGCAACAACAACAGCAGCAGCAGCAGCAAUUGCAGCUGCAGCAAGCGGCAGCUGUGAAGGCGGCUGCAGCAGCCGUGGCCACGCCCACUGCGAAUGGUGCUGCCAACUUCCAGGAGUUGUUUCAGCAGCAGAUUGCCGCUGCAAUUGCAGCCCAACAGCAGCAGCAGCAACAACAACAGCAGCAGCAACACCAACAGCAACAGUUGCAGCGUCUCGGCGCCGCAGCAGCAGCACAACCCGUGUUUAUGGCAACGCCAGCGGGAUUGUUGUUGAAUGCAGCCACGCUGCCAGCAAUGUUGGCGCAAGCAGCGGCCGCAAUUGCCGCCAACAGUCAGCAACAACAGCAGCAGCAACAGCAAAAGGUUGCCGCCGCUGUGGCCCUGCAGCAGCAACACCAGCAGCAACAGCAACAGUCGCUGCCAGCGUUGCAGCCAAUACCCGCCUUGAGUUCCAUCUUUGAGCCAGCCGCCGAGCAGCAGCAGCAACAGUUGCAGCUACAGCAACAGCAGCUGGCGCAGUUGCUGCUCUCCCAUCAGCAGCAGCAGCAGCAACAACAACAUCAUCAGCAGCAACAGCAACUCAUCACUGCCAAUCAGCCACCGCCGUUGACAGCAGCAAACAGCUGCAACAGCAACAGCAUUAGCAACAAUACUGCCAGCAACAUAAGCAACAACAGCAAUGCCUCGAAUAAUUUAAGCAACAACACUGCCCUGCUGCCACAACAGCAGCAACAACAACAACAGCAGCAGCAACAACAGCUGCAGCAACUGCCACAGCAGCAGCAACAACAGCAACCACGUGCCAUCAUUAAGGGACCGCCACCGCUGGUCACCAUCUCCUCCGCCUCCAGCUCCGCCCUCGGCACAGUUGCCGCCAAAUCACGCAGCUCGCUGCCCUCCGCUUUGGCCAAGCCCUACCAGAAGCGUCCGUCGCCGCAGCGCCAGCAGCAGCAGCAACAGCAGGUGGGCAAGUGCAAGUAUGCAGCGAUCGCCACGCCCACAACGCCGCCUCCUCUGGUGCCAACGAGCACGGGAGCAACAGCAGCCACAGCAGCAACGGGAGUCGGAGCUGCUGCCAAGGAGCUGCAGCAACUGCGCAAGAGUGCCACGCCCAGCAACAUUACGCCCACGCCGCCUCUAGUGAGCAUAGCGCCCGCGAAGCUGACGCCCACGCCCACCCUCAGCAUGGCCAAGCAACAGCAACAGUUGCCGCCAACCACAGUUGGCAAGAUCUCAAGCAGCAGCGCUGAUCUCUUUGAUCUGGUGAAGAACUCAAAUGGCGCCAUCAGCAUUGUGGGCAAAUCACCGGCAGCCAGCAACAGUUGCAGCUUUGCCUCAUCGCCAACGCCCUCGCUCGCCCUCACCCCGCUGCCCUUCAGCUCGCCCAGCAACAGCAGCAACAGCAAUUCCUCGCCAGCUCUCUCGGUGCACUCUUCGAGCACUUUGUGCUCCUUUGGCAAAUCCCUUGUGACCAUCAAGGCCGAACCCAUCGAGGAGACACUCUCCGCCUCCGCCGCCUCCUCCAUGCCAACGCCCACUUGCUCGGCCACGCCUACAGCAUUGCUGUGCAGCUCAACGCCGCUUGGAGUGGCCAGCAACCACAAUCCGCAGAGCUUUGCCGGCCAAUUGCCGGGCACUCGAUGCGUCAAUGUGAAGCACGAAUUGCUCGCCGAGUGCAGCGGUGGGAACUCGAAUUGCAGCAGCAGCUAUGCGAGCACCAGUAACUCGGUGAGCUCCGCUGCAGAUCUCUCGCUGGAGGCAUCGACGCCAGCCACUUCGCUGAGCCCGGCGCCGUCGCCUUCGGCCAGCAGCCAGAGCCAAACGAUUCCCAUUGCAUCGCCGGAGGGAAAUGCCAGUCAGCAGGACAUGCUGAGCGAGCUGGUCACCUCGUCGUGCAACUCCAGUGGCACCGAGGAUUGCUCGCAGACCGCCUCGUUGCCGGCAACCACUGUGGCAACCGCCACGGUGAGCACGGCAGCAACUCCGAUUGCCGGCAGCAGCAGCAGCGGCAGCAGCAACUACGACGAGGAGGACGACAAGUCGGUGGCCUCCUCGGAGGCAGCGACGCACAAGCGACUGACGCCCGAGUCGGGCAUUGGCGGCAGCCUCAGCAACAGCGAGAGCAGCAACUCCAUAGCCGAUGCCAUUUCCAGCAAGUCCGCCUGUCCGGCUGCCUCUUCGGUCUCAGUCUCCGCCUCCGGCUCGGACAGCAACUCGCUGGCCAGCAAUGCACCUUCGCCCGCCUCGCCCAGCAACGAUGAUGGCUCCUGCUCCGCCCCAGCAACGCCAGCACCCGCGCCCUGUGCUCUGCUGGACACAACGCUAGCGGAGACCGCCAGCAAAACGCUGCCCAAGUGCGCCAUCUCACCGAUAUUGUCGCAGCCCAAGACGAUCCGGUUUCCAGCUGGCGCUGGAGCCGGCGGCAAGGGUGGCAAGCGGCACGACGGCGUCUGCUACUGGGACAAGUGCAACAAGAAGCACGAGAGCAACUCGAAGCUGUUGGAUCACAUGCAGACGCAUCACGUGAAUACCCAAACAGGUCCCUUUGCCUGCCUCUGGGUUGGUUGCAAGGUCUAUAACAAGGAGUCCUGCUCGCGUCGCUGGCUGGAGCGGCACGUGCUCUCGCACGGCGGCUCCAAGCAGUUCAAGUGCAUCGUCGAGGGCUGCGGACUGCGCUUUGGAUCACAGUUGGCGUUGCAGAAGCAUGUGAACAAUCACUUCAAUGCCACGGACAAUGCCAAGGAGAGCACCAACAAACGCACCUCGGAUCCCCCAGUGCCCAAGCAGCUGCGCAAGAACGGCAAGAAGCUUCGCUAUCGCCGUCAGCCCUUCUCUGCGCGCAUGUUCGACUUCUUCGACACUGGCAUCAUGGAGGGUCUGCAGCAUCGUCUGCGCCAGAUCAGCACGCUCACCAACGGCGCCCAGGCGAUUACCUUCCAGGGACAGUGUCUGAUGCGACGCCGCAACAGCCAAGGCAGCUACGAGUGCUUUGUGCGCUGGUCACCGCGUGAAAUCAUCUCGGAUGAGUGGAUGCCCGAGUGUCCGAAUCGAACGCGACAACACACAAAGGUGCUACACAUCAAGCACAUGCGUCCGGCAGAGAAAACCUGCGUCGACAGUCUGCUGAGCACAGCGUACAGAUUGCGCUAUCAUGCGCAGCUCUUCGAUGACGACUACAACGUGAACGAACAGCAACAGCAGCAGGAGGAGGAGAUGGACCAAAGCAGCAGCGAAUGUGCUGCCAGCGACGAUGAGGAAGAUGACGAUGAUGAUGAAGAGGAGGAUGAAGAUGAAGAUGAUGGAGUAUCGGGCACAAUCAGCUCGACCAGCGGUAGCGGCACAGUGUCCAGCUACCAACAGGUGCUCAGCAUAGCCAAGCUGCAGAUGCAGCAACGUCGAAAGCAUCCGCGUAAGCCGCCCAAGGGGACGCCGAUGAUGACACAACUGGUGCCCACGGAUGCGUUGGUGCCGCUUUAGAAAGUAUUUUUGCCUAAGUAGUUGAUAAACGGAAGAGAACGAGAUGAGACGAGAUGAGAAGCGAAGGACAAACGAGUAAACAGUGACAAGUAGUUGAUAGAGAGAUAGUUUUGAUAAGGACACAACAACAACCACAACCACCAUCCCCACCCCCCGUAUCACAUAAACAUAAACUAGAAUUAACAAAUGUAACAUAUAUUAGUAUAUAUACUGACAUAUACAACAUAUAUCAAGAUAGAUAAUGCCAUGUACAUAGAAGUCGCUUCAAUAUCAGAACAAAUUUUAACUUGACUUAUUUACUUAUUUAUAAUGUUAACUCGUAACUUGACUUGAACUAAUUUCUGUAAAUUGUGAACUGCCUAAAACGAGUAGAAGACGAAGCAGAGGAGCCUUGAGACUUGUUUCCCCCUCUCCCCUCUUCAAUCAUCUUCAAUACUUUCGAUUUUUGUUUGUUGUAUUUCCACAUUUCAUCAUUUGUUUCAUUUCUCAUUUUGUAUUCCAAAACUUCCAAAAACUAUGAAGAAAACGCACAAAUAACAACAACAACAAAAAGAAUAAGACUUGAAGCAUUUAUCGCUAAUCAUUUUAAAGUGUAGCAUUAACAUUAAUUAAGCAGUUAAUUAAUGAUCUUUCAUGUACUCAAUGUGUUUUCAAUGAGCAAUGCAAACAGUUUUAAGUUUUUACACACACAUUUCGUUAGAAUUGAACAAACCCUAAACAAAUUAAUGUAGUCCAAAUUUUUAUACUUUUAUUGUAAAUAUUAAAAUUAAUUAGUUUUUGCUCUUAGCUCUAAUUCAAUUUCAUUAAACAUUACGCCUAAACACAACUUCUCAUUUAGAAAAGAAAACAAACAAUACAAAAAGAAACAAAAAAAACUAAAAGAAAUCAAAAUAAUAAACAAGCUGUUUUUUUAGAAUUUAAUUUGUUUUUAUUUCGUUUUUCGUUUUUGUUUUUAAUGAUUAACAACAGUCGAAAGGUCAACGAGCUCGCCUUAAACAAUUAUUAAGCAUAAUUAAUUUUCUACGCCAAUGAAUUUAUAAGUGUUUAAAGCUAAGAUUAUACAACAAAAAAACAAUACUAUACGAACCCUAAGAACAUUACUCAACACUGCCAAAGCGAAAUGAAUAAUACAACAACCACAACCACAAGAUGAAGAACUAGAAGAACACACGAAAAUGUGGACAAACAGUUAUAAGAACGACUGAUAAAUGUAAAAAAAAAACGAAACACAAAGAACAAAAAUCGUUAAAGAUAAAUCAAGCAUUAUCUUUUCUGUAAUUCUUAGUUCGCACAAAGCUUAUCAUAAUUCCCAUAUAUAUAAUACGUAUACAUAUAUAAACUAUAUCUGUGUGUUGUAGCUGCGCCUGUAAUCAAGACCCUUCUCCCCCGCCCCCGCCCACGCCUAUAGAUGUAAGCCUAUAUGUAAUACUCGUGUAGAUAAAGCCAAUCAGUUUUUGGGCAUUACUUUGUACUUUCAUACAGUAGUAUAUACAUAUAUAUAUACAUAUGUAUUCAUAAUACGUUUGGGUUUUCUCCAUUUUGUAGAUGAGGCAAAGUUGCAUUUUGUAAAUGAUAUAGUAUUAAAAUUGAAAGCAAUACAUUUUUAACAAUUGCCUGGAAGUUCUGAGAUUAACGUAACUAAAAAGAGAGUCAACAAUUUGGAUUGCCUAAAACCACGACAAAAACAAAAAAAUAAUGAGAUUCAACCAUAUUUUGUACCGAGAGAAAAUUCAAAUAAAAAAUAUAAACUACCUCAGAUUUUUGCAAACAAAAUGAAAAAUAAAAACAUAAAAAACAUAGGAAUUUUUCGAGAAAAGUUUUCUAAAAGACAACAAAAAAGAAUAGAGACUAUAUUUAAAAACAAAUAAAAACAUUGUUGCAGAACAAGGGAAAAGUUUACAGAGGUAAAAACUCGUAAAUAGAUAAAAACUGCAUAUUUUCUUAUAGAAGACACUCACACACACACACAAACAACUAUCAUGAGCUACUUACAUACAUACAUACAGUUCAGCAUAUUCCCGUUUCACAACACUGCCCGUCAUCAGAUUAUUAUAUAGAUUUUCAAAUUAUUUUGUAUAUAGUUGGAGCAAAAAUGCAUAAAUAUAUCAUGAUAUCAAUUCAAUUACUAAUAACGCAAACCGCUUUAAUAAAUAAUACUAUCUAAAUAAUUAUUAUAAACCUAUUACCGAUUUAGCAUUGCGAAAGCAAUAAAGAACAAAAUGCGAAUUAAGCAUGGGAGAUUUCUCAGAACUUAUGAAUAAUUUUAGAGCUCGCCAAGCAGACAGCAAUUGAUUUGACAUUCAGUUCUUGGGCCCCAGAUCUUGAAAGAGAUGUGUGUAAUAGAGAUCGAGAGCCCGCAUAUUGUAACUAAUGUAAUCAAAAGUACAGUCUACACGUAACAAUGGAAAACAUAUAUAUAUUAUAUAUAUAUACAUAGAUAUUAUAUUAUAUAAUAUUAACUCUACCAUAUACACAAUUUAGUAUGUACAAGUGGAACAGAACCGAAACAGAAACAUGUAAACUCUGACAAAUGAAAAAAAU
Drosophila albomicans is the source of this 7891-nucleotide messenger RNA. It is a transcript of the gene jing, whose product is annotated as zinc finger protein jing. Gene Ontology annotation, biological process: regulation of transcription by RNA polymerase II. The record is from RefSeq and is a predicted model, not a curated record. Bases 320 to 5350 code for a protein of 1676 amino acids. The transcript is spliced from 6 exons. Gene Ontology annotation, cellular component: ESC/E(Z) complex. Lineage: Eukaryota; Metazoa; Arthropoda; Insecta; Diptera; Drosophilidae.